Mytilinidion resinicola is the source of this 1070-nucleotide messenger RNA. Its product is annotated as NAD(P)-binding protein. Bases 236 to 988 code for a protein of 250 amino acids. The record is from RefSeq and is a predicted model, not a curated record. Gene Ontology annotation, molecular function: oxidoreductase activity. The transcript is spliced from 4 exons. NCBI's taxonomy places the organism in Eukaryota, Fungi, Ascomycota, Dothideomycetes, Mytilinidiales, Mytilinidiaceae.
CUCUCCCACCAGAAAAAGAAAACACACAAUACCCAGCCUCCGCGUCACCAAACCGACGCCUCGAUGGUUGAUUUCAAAUCCCCGCGGGGAAUUGACGCUAUCACCUCGAUCGCGUAAAGUCUCUCCCCCAUUCCGCCAUCUAACCGCAACGACGAUUAAAAGCACUUGAAACCCUGACCCUCUCUCCCCAAACAAAAACCCCAACCCUCAAUUUAUAUCAGACCCAGCUCCCAAAAUGGUCAAAUCAGCAGACAAACUCGUCAACAAGUCCGUCAUCGUCGUCGGCGGCACAUCCGGCAUCGGCUUCGGCGCCGCCGCCGCCUUCCUCGCCGCCGGCGCCCGCGUCACCGUCAUCUCCUCCAACGCCGCGCGCGUCGCGGACGCCGUCAAGCGCCUCGACUCGCCGCACGCGGCUGGCGAAGUCGGCGACGUGCGCGACGAGGCUGCGUUCGUGGCGCUGCUGCAGAAGCUCGCGCCGGUGGACCAUGUGGUCUUCUCGGGCGUGGACAAGAUUAUUAGGGGGAAGCUGGAGGAGCUGGAUUUGGAGGACGCGCGGUAUUUGUUUGGGGUCAAGUUUUGGGGGGCGGUGCUGGUGGGGAAAGCCGUUAAGAAACACGACAUCAUCAACCGCGGCGGCUCGCUGACUCUAACCUCCGGCACCGCCGCGCUGAAGCCUGGGAAAGGCGCUUCGACUGGCAGCGGGCUGAACGGGGGCGUCAUCUCGCUCACGAAAGGCCUCGCCGGCGAUCUCGCGGAGAAGGGCAUCAGGGUCAAUGUCGUGACCCCCGGGCUAGUGAAGACGGAGUUAUGGGGGAAACUGGGAAAGAGCGAGGAGGAGCAGAAGAAGACGUUUGAGAACACGAAACUGCCGGUGGGGUUUGUGGCGACGCCAGAUGAUAUCGCGGAAGCGUAUUUGUAUCUCGCGAAGGCGGAUUAUUCGACGGGGGAGAAUGUGAUUAUUGAUGGAGGUGCGAGGUUGGGGAUCUGAUGAGAGAGAAAUAAAUGGUCGAGAUCGCACCGUCCAUUCGAAGGGGAUGGAAGUCCUCUAGGAGAUAUUGGAAUUAGCAUUA